Penicillium verhagenii is the source of this 4233-nucleotide messenger RNA. RefSeq names its product chromatin-remodeling histone chaperone SPT6 (gene spt6). Gene Ontology annotation, molecular function: nucleosome binding; DNA binding; histone binding. The coding region runs from base 1 to 4233 and encodes 1410 amino acids. The transcript is spliced from 4 exons. The record is from RefSeq and is a predicted model, not a curated record. Lineage: Eukaryota; Fungi; Ascomycota; Eurotiomycetes; Eurotiales; Aspergillaceae. Gene Ontology annotation, biological process: transcription elongation-coupled chromatin remodeling; mRNA transcription by RNA polymerase II; nucleosome organization. Gene Ontology annotation, cellular component: transcription elongation factor complex.
AUGAGUCUGCGGGACCUGAUUGAAGGCGAGGCUCUGGAUGAUGAUGAGAAUGAUGCGGACAUGGUCGAAAACUCAGACGGUGAAGUUGAGCAGAGACCAGGAGGCGCAAACCAUUAUCACGACUCCAGCGAAGAGGACGAGGAUGAAGAUGACGACGAGGACGCCGCUCGCGCCGUUCGCGAAGGAUUUAUCGAUGAUGACGACGAAGAGAUCGAGGAGCGCGCCAAACGCCGACGCGAGAAGAAACGAUCCCGUCCCCGCGAGGAGCACCUCGACGAAGAGGAUUUGGAGUUGAUCGGCGAGCAUGUACCUGGACUCAGCCGUGCUUCCGCAUCAGAGUCCAAAUUCAAACGCCUGAAGCGAGGCAAGGAUCGCGAUUCCGGCAAGCAGGUUCAAGGAAUCGACGAUAUUUUUAACUCCGACGAGGAGGAAGAGGCACCUCAAUACACUCGCACCGGCCACCGCGCCGGUCAGGAUGAAUUCGACGACUUCAUUGAGGAAGACACUUUCUCCGACGAGGAAGGACAACGAGAGAGAGAUGAUCUCGAGGUCGCGCCUCCGAUCCGGACUUCGAUGCCUGGCCUUGGGGCUACCGAAGCGGCGGGCUUAGAUGAAAAUGCUCUUGAAGAUAUGCGCGCUGCGUUCGGUGAUGGCACAGAAUAUAGAUUUGCCCUCGAUAUUGAAGAACAAGAAGACGAGGAAAAAGAGGUCGAGGAGAGACACCUUGAUCUUAAGGACGUUUUCGAGCCCUCAGAGCUUGCGGAGCGUAUGUUGACGGAAGAUGAUAAUGAAAUCCGCUUACUUGACGAGCCCGAGCGCCACCAGGUCUCCCGGAAGCCGUACAAACACGUUAUCCUCACAGAAGAUCAAUUCCGAGAGGAAGCGAUCUGGAUUUCAAAUCUCAUGUUGCUCAAGAAACGCAUCGAGCCGGACCUUCGUGAGCCGUUCCAGCGUUCGGUGGCCAAGAUGUUGGAGUUCCUGAUUACAGAUGAUUGGGAGGUUCCGUUCAUUUUCCAACACCGCAAGGACUACAUGAUUCACGCUGUCAAAGAGCCAAUCAAUGGCGGCGAUCCUGCCGAUGAGACUACCCAAUACAGCAUUCGUGCGGAGAAACUCCUCAAUAUGACAGACCUUUGGGAUAUCUUCGAUUACGAUCUCAAAUUCCGAGCCCUGGUUGACAAACGCAACACUAUUCAGAAGGCUUAUGAUGGAAUCAAAAGCCUGUUCAAUGUUGAAGAUCACAAUGUGGAGGAUCUUUUGGCUGCUGCUGCGACCAUGGAGGAGCUUCAAGAUGUGCAAGACUAUAUCCAUUUCCAGUAUGCUUCUCAGAUACGCGAUAGUGCUACAGUCAAUGGGGAGAUGAACGGAGAGACCCAACGGCGCAAGGCGACCAACAAAUCGUUCUUUGAACGAGUACGAAACGGUAAGGCCUACAGCCUUGUACGUGCGUUUGGUAUUACCGCCGAUGCCUUUGCGCAGAAUGCCUCCAAAGAAGGCCGCCGACAGUACACCGAAGACCCUGUGGAGCUCCCAGAAGAUAUGUCGGAUCAAUUUGUUGACACCGACUUUUCCAACUCAAACCAUGUCCUCAAAGCUGCCAAGACCAUGUUUGCCGAAGAGCUUGUUCUAAGCCCCAAGAUGCGCAAGGUCAUCCGCCAAGCAUACUACAUGAAUGGAGUUGUUGACUGCCACCGAACUGAAAAGGGCUUACGUCGGAUCGACGAGCAGCAUCCUUACUACGAGUUCAAAUACCUACGCAACCAACAGCUCAGUGACAUUGCCCGUCGUCCGGAGAUGUUCUUGCGUAUGCUUAAGGCUGAGGAAGAGGGUCUGGUUGAAGUUCGCGUACGCUUUGAGAACUUUGAUCAGUUCCGUCAACGUCUUUACGCCGACAUUGAGUCCGACAAUUACUCUGAAAUCGCCGACGCGUGGAAUCGUCUUCGUCGUGAAGUUCUUGAUAUGGCUCUCGGCAAGCUUGAACGUGUUAUCAAUCGCAGUGUGAAAGAGAACAUUCGACAGGAAUGCGAAAACCAUGUGGCUAAGGAGUGCCGUGAAAUGUUCUCGCAGCGACUUGAUCAGGCACCGUUCAAACCCAAGGGAAUGAUCCUGGGUACGGUGCCCCGAGUCAUUGCCCUCUCUACUGGAACUGGUGUCGUGGGCCGAGAUCCUAUCCACUGGGCUUAUAUUGAAGAAGAUGGCCGUGUGUUGGAGAACGGAAAAUUCAAGGACCUAUCAUGCGGUGAUCCGUCCCGAGGCUUUGACGAUGGUGAAAACGUUGCUGCUUUCCUUAAUUUGAUCAAGCGACGCAAGCCAGAUGUUCUUGGAGUCUCUGGUAUGACUCCGGAGUCUCGCCGUCUUUACAAAGUCCUCAGCGAACUCAUCGAUCAGAAAGACAUCCGCACUCAGACCUACACCGAUGACCAUGAUGAAGAAAUCAGUGAUCGUCUUGAAAUUGUCAUUGUCAAUGAUGAGGUCGCCCGACUUUACCACAAUUCUCCUCGCGCCCGUCAGGACAACCCGGGCUUUGGACCACUCACUCACUAUUGUGUGGCUCUAGCCCGAUACUUGCAGAGUCCUCUGAAAGAAUACGCUUCCCUCGGUCGGGACAUUGUUUCCAUUCAAUUCAAACCCGGUCAACAGUUGGUGUCUCAGGAGCUUUUGCUCAAGCAACUCGAGACUGCUCUUGUCGACAUGGUCAAUCUCGUUGGUGUGGAUCUGAAUGAGGCGGUUCACGAUUCACUAACGGCGAACCUUCUCCCGUAUGUCUGUGGACUUGGUCCUCGUAAAGCGGCCCACUUGCUCAAGAUUGUCAAUUUGAAUGGCGGAAAUGUGGAUAAUCGCGUAGAACUGCUCGGUGUUCAAGCACAAUACCCAGCCAUGGGUGUUAAAGUGUGGAACAAUUGCGCCAGCUUCGUUUACAUUGACUGGGAGAACGCCUCCGCGGAUGCUGAUCCACUUGACAACACCCGUGUGCACCCCGAAGACUACGAUAUUGCACGCAAGAUGGCCGCCGAUGCUCUCGAGUUGGAUGAGGAGGACAUCAAGGCGGAGACCGAUGAGAACGGUUCCGGAGCCAUUGUCCGCAAACUAUUCCGUGAUGAGCAGCAAGAUCGUGUCAAUGAUCUGAUUCUGGAGGAGUAUGCAGAGCAGUUGGAGAAGAACCUGAAUCAGCGCAAGCGUGCCACGUUGGAAACCAUUCGUGCAGAGUUGCAGCAACCAUACGAGGAACUGCGCAAACACUUUGUCCAUCUGGGCACGGAAGAUAUCUUCACUAUGUUCACAGGCGAAACGCCCGAUUCUUUGAAGGUUGGCAUGGUGGUACCAAUUGCUAUCAAGCGGGUGUUUGAGGACCACAUUGAUGCCAGGUUGGACUGUGGAGUCGAUGCGCUGGUCGCAGAGACUGAAUUGGGAGUUCCAUACGAGCUCUCUGUGCGCAACGUGUAUCAGCAACACCAGACUGUGUCUGCCAAGAUUCUCUACCUGAACAAGAAGGGUUUCACUUGCAAUGUUUCUCUUCGAGAAGAUCAGGUUAGUCACCCAAUCCGCCGAAACCCAGACCAUGGCUUCGGCGAUUGGGAUGAAGCGCAAGAACACAAGGAUCGGGAGUCCCAGCAAGAGAGUACACAAGGUACUGGUCAAGCCAUGCGUGUCAUCAAGCAUCCGCUCUUCCGGCCAUUCAAUUCUACACAAGCUGAAGAAUACUUGGGCUCUCGGAGUAAUGGUGAAGUGGUUAUUCGUCCAUCAUCGCGAGGACCCGAUCACUUAGCAGUCACCUGGAAGGUGUCACAUGGUGUCUUCCAGCACAUCGAUGUGCUUGAAUUGGACAAGGAGAAUGAGUUCUCCGUUGGUCGCGUUCUUAAGGUUGGCGGCAAGUAUACUUAUAGUGAUCUUGACGAUCUUAUUGUCAACCACGUCAAGGCGAUGGCGAAGAAGGUUGAGGAGAUGGUUUUGAAUGAGAAGCACCAGGAUGGCAGCAAGGCUGAAACCGAUCAAUGGCUUGAGACCUACACCAAGGCCAACCCUCGUCGCUCGGCUUAUGCAUUCUGCAUCAACGCCAAACACCCCGGUUACUUCUACCUUUGCUUCAAGGCUGGCGAGCACUCUCGAUUGCAGAACUGGCCUGUGAAGGUGAUUCCCCAGGGCUUUGAGCUGCAAAAGAACCCAUACCCAGAUAUGCAGGCCUUGUGCAAUGGCUUCAAGUUGAUGUUCAGCAACAUGAAAGCCACUCGUUAA